Molecule: messenger RNA, 1403 nt
Organism: Cuscuta campestris
Lineage: Eukaryota; Viridiplantae; Streptophyta; Magnoliopsida; Solanales; Convolvulaceae
Source: the annotation of a GenBank genome assembly
CGAUGUCGCCUUUGGAACAUCGCUGUCCUGGUCAAAAUUUUCAAAAAAAAAAUCCGUUGGCUGCAGCAUUAAUUUCUCCAACAGCCAUAAUUUUGAAAAUCAGGCCGUUGGACACCACCUUUCCUAUAAAUUGGGACCCCCUCUCUUCACUUUUACACACACAAACACAAAUUCCUUCAAUAUCUUCACAUAUUUCAUCCUCUCUACUCUAAUUUUUUUGAGAUUUCUUCACAAUGGGCAAAGACAAGAACAGGGCAGGCACCUCCGGAAAAUCCAAGUCCAAAUCUCAGGCUCCAUCCACGACCUUCGAGGAACGCCUCUACUACGGCGAUGGAUCGUACCUCUGGUUCGAUUCCGAGGAGGAGCGCACCCGAUUUCUCACCUUUUUCUCCAAACGGGUUGUGGCUCCCCCACGAAUCAUCCCAGAGCGCUACCCGGAAUUGCAGGGCUACGACGACCUCGACGCGCAGCUUCAUCAAGCCGGCCUUUGGCCGUUCGUCUCCCGGGCGCGCAAGGAGAUCAACCCGGCGCUGAUCCGGGCCUUCUACUCCAACCUCCGGCGUGAGGACGACGUGCUCUACUCGCUCGUCAAGAGCACGCCGAUCGAGCUCACCGUGGAGCAGCUUGGGCGCAUCGCCGGCCUCCCCUUCCAAGGCGACGAUGUGUCUCACUAUGGUGGCGAGGAUUGGUUUGUCAUGAUCAACAUGACGAUUGCCGCGUCCACCGAGCACGACCACCUCCUCCCGUACCCGUUUUUGGUGAUGGACAUCCUUGAACGGUUCAAGGUAACCACCACCGUUGGCCCGCUCACGAAGGCCACGAAGAUUUGGACAAUCAGCAACCAAACCUUCCUCAAGCGGUCGGACAACGCCGCGGCUGCCACUGCCCAGCCACGCCGCACUGCCACUACCGCAGGCCAAGCCGAACCCCAGGCCCGGGCCAACCUUGCCUCCAUCGCCGACUCCCUCAACCGGCUCCACCUCAAGGUUGACGGGAUGGGGAGAUAUCUUGAACGGCUCGACGUGGCUGUUCAACGCCAAGGAUACGCAAUGAACUCGUACUUCCAAGGCAUUAACUACGUCCCCCCACCGUACCACGGCACGUUCUUUGGGCAAGUGUACGGUGACGAAGACGAAGCCGAUGACUCCUACGCCCCGUCAAGCUCCCCGGAUGAAGACGAGUUCGACGAUGCCAUCGAUGGGGAUGAGAUGGACGCCGACAACGACGAGGAGGAAACCGAAGACGAAGACUAGGACUCCCCCAAAAUUUCUAUCUCUUUUACUUUAAUUAUCCUGUCUUUUUUAAUGCUUUCGUUGUAAUCCGCUAUUUCCCUUUAUUUAAUAAAAUCAUUUCGUUUAUCUUUUUGUUAAUGUCAAAAGGGGGAAGAAAAGGGCUAUGCAUAU